GAGCUGUUUUCGUGGGGAGGAUGUGUUGCAAUCCGGGGAGAGUCCCACCCUGCUUCAUGCACUGUGUGUUAUAAGAGCCCAUAAGCAGGAAGAGAAAGUGGGACUCUGGAGAGAACAUGGACACCUCAGUGGACCGGGUCUCGUACACCCAAAGUAACCCUCUGUUUGACAUGUCGCUCAGCAGGACAGAUCUCUAUAGUUUCCAGCCUGGCGAUCUGAAGCCUGCGAGGCCCCGAAGACAGUGGUGUUUUUACGUGAUUGUUAUCUACCUCAUCCUGCAGACCGCCCUCAACGCCUUCCUCGUUUAUAAAGUCUUCACGUUGGAGUCUUCGCUGUACAAACCCCGGUUGGAGAAGCAGACGUCCAAUCACAUUCCGGAUGGGGAUCAGGGCGAUGCAAGCCUCCAAACUCUCGUCCACAACAACACCCAAGAAGCCAAGACCCUGAGGGGCGACCUGUGGGCCCUGCAGAGCCAGGUCAAGAGCCUUUGUGGAGAGGAGGGUCAGCUGGACCAGCUGAGGUCUGACCUGAGCCUGCUCAACACCAGCACCGUCAACCUGGAGGGCAAACUGUCGACCGUCAGCCUCAAACCAGGACUUCCUGGUCCUCCGGGUAGAGAUGGACGUCCAGGAGAAAAAGGUGACGCCGGUGUCGCUGGACCUCCAGGGGAGAAAGGUGAUGCUGGACUCAAGGGAGAGCCAGGAAAUGCCGGUCCCAGCGGUCCACCUGGGCCUCGAGGAGAACCUGGGAAUCAAGGACCAGGUGCGAAGGGAGAGAGAGGAGAUCCCGGAGCCCAAGGCCCUCCUGGAGAGAAAGGUGACUCUGGGAUCCCCGGCAAUACAGGACCUCCUGGAAUUCCCGGGUCUGCAGGACAAAAAGGAGACCCUGGAAGUUCUGGUCCACCGGGACCUCCAGGUGUACCUGGACCUCCUGGUUUCAAUGGAACUCAAGGUCUUCCAGGACCACAGGGACCUAAAGGAGACAGCGCCGACCGAGAGUUGAGCGUGCGCGCUUCGUGGGGGGACGCAGGACCCGCGGUGCGAGUGGAUUUUGAAGUACAACGGGUCUGGAACCAAGUGGCUUUCAGCAAGCGCUACACUGGCCUCCCCGUGGUCAGAGACGUCGCGCCGCCACCGUUCACAGCAGUGGUUCUCUUCAACGGAUCUGACGCAUAA
Molecule: messenger RNA, 1175 nt
Organism: Morone saxatilis (striped sea-bass)
Lineage: Eukaryota; Metazoa; Chordata; Actinopteri; Moronidae
Product: collagen alpha-2(VI) chain-like
Exons: 13
Coding region: 117-1175 (352 amino acids)
Source: RefSeq, a predicted model, not a curated record